AUUAGACCUAAUAUCUGCCAUCACAUGGCUUUGUUUCCUAUGAAUACCUGAAAUCUAAUAAUUCAUUAAAGGGACUGUCUCUAGGCCUUGUGAUUAUAUAUUCAUCCCACUUCCAUUGCCUCAUACCAAUCACAACAGCUGCAUUUAGCAAUCAGAUAUCUAAGACCUAAAAGUUCCCUCUUCUUUUCUUUCAUCUGAGUCUUUCCUACUAAAAUAAGAAAAGCAAGAUGAUCAGUGCCAAGAAGCUUAUCAAGUUAGCAAGAAAAUGGCAAAAAAUGGCUUCAAUUAGGAGAAAAAUAAUCACAUUACCCAGAACCACCAGGGACGCUGAAACAACCAGUUGCAGCACAUCAUCGGUGGUCGGAAAGGGUCACUUUGUUGUAUACAGUGUGGAUCAGAAACGCUUUGUGCUUCCUUUGGAAUAUCUAAAGAACAAAAUUGUGAUGGAGCUAUUCAACUUGGCAGCAGAAGAGUUUGGACUACCAGGCGAUGGUCUUCUCAUCUUGCCUUGUGAUGCAAACUUUAUAGAAUAUGUAAUUGCUCUCAUCAAAAUGAAACCGAGAAAAGAAGUGGAGAAAGCAUUGAUCCUCUCUGUAGGCACCUGUCAUUGCUCAUCAUUAUAUCUUUAUCAGCAAGAAAUAAGCCAGCAGUUGCCAACAUGUAGCUUUUGAAGCAAUAUUUUUCUCAUCAUGUAAUUGAUCUACACCUUUGUAGAUU
Hibiscus syriacus is the source of this 717-nucleotide messenger RNA. Its product is annotated as auxin-responsive protein SAUR68-like. The transcript has a single exon. NCBI's taxonomy places the organism in Eukaryota, Viridiplantae, Streptophyta, Magnoliopsida, Malvales, Malvaceae. The coding region runs from base 228 to 671 and encodes 147 amino acids. The record is from RefSeq and is a predicted model, not a curated record. Gene Ontology annotation, biological process: response to auxin.